CACUUUUAUCAGCUCAUUUCUGGGUUCAGGACAUCUCUCUUUCAAGGAGGCAGCGAGGAUUCCACUUCCCCUGGGGGUAGGGUACUACGAAAGGAAGUUGAUCAUGGAUUAUCAAUAAGCCUAGAAUUGAUUCUUCCUGGGUCGAUGCCCUGAGCGGUUUACUGCUUAUAUAAGUUCUUGAUCUACGUUCACACAUAUCUCAUUCACUGCACAACUUCAUAGCUGCACUGAUACGAUAGACAUGGGUUUUCCGAUGUCCGGAACAACAGUGCUGUACCUCAUCCUCAUUUCUGCAGAGUCCAUUCUCACACAUGUUGAGAGCAGCGUUCCAACUGCUCCUAACUGGGUCAGGGCCACCGCUGGUCCCAAGGUGAACCUGGCACUGUACUACGAGAGCCUCUGCCCGUACAGUGCAGGAUUCAUCACCAAUGACCUGGUGAAGGCCGUGCAAACUCCUGACAUCGAGAGGGUCAUCAAUCUCCGGCUCGUCCCCUGGGGUAAUGCUCGGGUCAACAGAUCCACGAAAGCUGUCCUCUGUCAGCACGGAGAAAGGGAAUGCUACCUCAACACCAUACACGCCUGUGCCAUCCAGUCCUGGCCAGACCAGAAAACGCACUUUGAAUUCAUUAGUUGCAUUGAGGCCAAAGCCUUCGAGGAGUAUGAUUCGGGAUCAAGGGAAACCAUAUGGAAAACGUGUUGCAAGCAGCUGGAGUUAGAUACCUCCCUCAUCUCAAAGUGCUACAAUAGUGGCCUUGGAACAAAGCCAAAUGAAUGCAGCUCGAACUGCAUUAUGGAGCAGAGACGGAUCGGCUCAGUCCUCCGCACAAGUUUGUACCUUGGGUGGUGGUCAACGGUCAACCGAUCAGCGACUACCCCAACUUCAUGCGCUACAUCUGCCUCUACUACAAAGGACCAACUCCUCCCAAAGCUUGCCUCAAAAUCACACCCCAGUCAACUUGAAGAAACAACUCAAGCUGUUGAGUCUCAUCAUAAGAGAAUCGAGAACUACCAGAUCACUCGCAAUAACUAUUGAAAAGAACUUAUAGAUCUGAUCCAGAAGAGAACGAAAGCUUUGUACUUAUUACCUUGCUCCUCAUAUUGCUACUAGCCCACCUAUCCUCAUAUAGCCACGACUGAUCCAAGAAACAGUAACAAAUACAUGCAUUUGUCUGAUAUUUGAUAAUGUUAAAAAGAAACUAUAGCUCGACAGAAUUUGCAUACAUACAUAUAUAUAUAUAUAUAUGUAUGUAUAUUGCUCAA
Molecule: messenger RNA, 1260 nt
Organism: Punica granatum (pomegranate)
Lineage: Eukaryota; Viridiplantae; Streptophyta; Magnoliopsida; Myrtales; Lythraceae
Source: RefSeq, a predicted model, not a curated record